UGCGAAUAUCUGCUGUCACCGCAGUCUUUUCGUAUUUGCUAGAACAUCUACUCAGGAAACAAAGAGAAGGAAACGUGACUGGUUACGUAACUCCGCACGGGCCUCGGGGUAAUUCGCAUCAGCCUGUUUUACUGCACCGCCAAUAGGAGGAACAAAGAAACAUAUGGUUAUAAUUUUUUAACAAACAGCUGCCUUUAAAGAUACUGUAGGACCGUGGGCAGGACGUUUUUACGCGCUGACACGAGACAAGGAAGACGUCGAGGGGAAAAGAGAUUUAGGAGGUUGGGAAGAAGUUUAUCCCUGAUCAUGGCCGUAGCACAUCAGUUGCGUUAUCCGUUCAGGGGUCUUCACUGCUGGGAUGAAAACGAGUGCCUCGAUUACUACGGCCUGCUGUCGCUUCAUGAGGUUUUUGAAAUAGUUGGUUCUCAGUUGACUGAGACUGACAUAGAGGUACUUUCAUUUUUUUUAAAUGAAACGUAUACGGUGCAACACCCACUUGAUCCAGCAGGGUGGACAGUGGAGCCGAGCGAGGACGAUCCGGAUGACGCAGGAGUGCAGCCCAGUCCUCAGCUUUUAAACCUGUGGCGACGACUUAACACUAGCUCGUCCCCACAGCCGUUGUUUGCCUCUCAUAAGCCCAAAAGUGGCCUUGAAUUGUUGUUGGAGCUGGAGAAUAGAGGGUACAUCAGUGAGGGAAACCUGGAACCACUGCUACAGCUGCUCCGAGUCCUGACCCGCCAUGACCUGCUCCCCUUUGUGUCUCACAAGAGAAGGAGGACAGUUUCCCCAGAGAGAUUCCGACACUGGCAUGGAGCAGAUCAUAAAGAGCUGAUGUUUUCCUCAGGACUGCCCCAAACCUGCAGAGCAACUGAAAUGCCUCUUUCUUCUUUCACUCAACAGGGGAGAUCAGGUUUGUACUCUCCUGUCCCUGUUGCACCUGCCCAGAAGCGACGGAGAAGGGGGAACGGCUGGUACCGAAAGCCCAAGAAAACUACCAAACCGAGCCAGCCUCCACCUCCUCCGGCCCCAAAGAGCCUCUCCUGUGACGUGCGACUGCGUGUGCGGGCCGAGUACCUGGAGCACGAGUCGGCUCUACGUAACGGCGUGGCCUCGGACAAGCGGCAGCCCCUGGAGCGUCAGUUUGAGCUGUUCAGUCAGGCCAGCUCGGUGCUGAGGUCCAGAAACCUGGGCUCCAUCGUGUGCGACAUCAAGUUCACGGAGCUGGACAACCUGCACGCGUUCUGGACGGACUACCUGAGCGGGGCUUUGCUGGAGGCGCUCAAGGGGGUCUUCAUCACAGACUCGCUGAGGAGCGCGGCGGGGAGCGAGGGCGUGAGGCUGCUCAUCAGCGUGGACCAGGACGACUACGAGGAGGGCUGUCGUGUGCUUAGGGCCGAGAAAGAGCCGCACGCAGAGCCGGAGCAGGGUCAGAAGUCACACACGCGCUGCACUGUGUAGAAACCAGACACACUAACAGGGAAGGAGGUCAAGAAUAAAUAAUGCUGUGGACUUUUGUCAGGCCUGUUUAGACGCCAUUGUUUCAGUCUGUUGAGUAACCACUAGAUGGCAGCACUUACCAUCUCAUUUUGUUAAAGAUGCCUUUCAGUGAGACAAUUUCAGAUGCUCUUUAAUAGCCAUAAAUAAUAAUUUGCUAAUAAUUCAAAUUGUCUAGAUGAUUAAAUUAUUUGCACCGGUGCUUUUUUUGUACAAAAUCACUUUGAAGGGUCAAUGUUUUAUCAUGACAAAAUAUAUUAUUAAUAUAUUUUCAAGUUGUUAGUAUUUGAAUAUCAAGACUAUUAAAAUACAAAAACUAGAUAAAAUACUAACACAUAUUUCUGUUUAAUUUGUAAUAAACAACAUAACCUUAUUAUAAGUUAAUGUAAAGUGCCAGUUUUAAAUAUGAACUGAAAAAAAAAAAAUCUGCCAAAGAAAAGUUCAGAUGUUCGAGAAAUCUGAUUUUGACCAGUACAAAUGGGGUUUUCCAAGAGAAGAUUCGUGUCCAACUUUAAAGUGUAACUCUGGAUCACAAACAUUAGGGGUCUGAGCUCUGUACCAUGAUAACCUGCCUUGUGAUUGCGGUGGUCAGUGGAUACAGCAGUGGCCGGCAGAUGACAGGCGUGAUUAGGGCCAGGCAUCACUAGACCAUGGAAGAUUCAUCAUCACAGCCUUGUCAACAGCUCCGCGGAUAACGCAACCACGGCUGUGUCCGGGCUCCCAGCUAGGCCUCUGCAAGUACUUCUCUCAGCGAGUAAAGCACAGGACGGCGCGGCGGUCAAUAGAAGUGAUGUUGGGGAGAUCAAAAUCAAAAGUGCACAUCCCAGCUCCACUCAGCCCUGCCAUGUAGCCCGGCAGAGUGGCUCACAGACAGCGGUCUACUCACCCUGCUGGAACUAAUGCCUGGACUUCACUCAUCGAGGAGGAUCAAUAAGGCCCAGUGUAAGUCCCCUCAUACAGGCACGACUUAAGCAGCUCUGCCACUGUCUCAGAGCCGGCUGGACCCCACUACCCCAAAUGGACUCCUUUAUUUCAUAUGCUUUUGUAUCUGUUAGUACUGUAUAUUUGUACCUUAACAUUGAAGACUUCAGGGCGACGUUUUUGUUAAAGCAAUUUGUAUUUCUUUUGUGUAAAUAUUAAACAUUGCUGUUGAAAAA
This is a messenger RNA of Boleophthalmus pectinirostris (great blue-spotted mudskipper), 2651 nucleotides long. RefSeq names its product death effector domain-containing 1 (gene dedd2). The record is from RefSeq and is a predicted model, not a curated record. NCBI's taxonomy places the organism in Eukaryota, Metazoa, Chordata, Actinopteri, Gobiiformes, Gobiidae. Gene Ontology annotation, biological process: apoptotic process; extrinsic apoptotic signaling pathway via death domain receptors; regulation of apoptotic process. Gene Ontology annotation, molecular function: protein binding; DNA binding. Gene Ontology annotation, cellular component: nucleolus.